This is a messenger RNA of Neoarius graeffei (lesser salmon catfish), 892 nucleotides long. RefSeq names its product transmembrane protein 128 (gene tmem128). The record is from RefSeq and is a predicted model, not a curated record. The coding region runs from base 17 to 553 and encodes 178 amino acids. Lineage: Eukaryota; Metazoa; Chordata; Actinopteri; Siluriformes; Ariidae. The transcript has 5 exons.
ACAACAAACAAAAAGCAUGAUGGCAGGCGAUUUAUCCGCGACUGAGUUAGGGAAACUUCGAAAUAGAUUUAAAAGAGAUGCAGAACUUCUUUUACAGCCGGUUUCGGAAGAGGAAGAAAAGAGUAACGAGCUGUUUCCUCAGACGGCAAGAUCAAAGGGUAAAGAGAGAGCAGAUUCCAAACCACUCCCACGCUUUAAUCGACACAACAUAUUCUGGGUUUUGGCUUCCGUCGGUUUGACCUACUACAUUGAUUUUUUCAGAGUCAUCCUGGAAAGCGAAGAUAUUAAAAGCUGGUGGUUUAAUGUGGGCCUGGUGUUGUUGGGUGUGUGCCUGAGCCUCGCCACAUUCUGCAUCGUGUAUCUGGAGUGGUUCAAAGGAAUUCAGCAUUAUGAUCAGGAAUACCCUGCGAUUCCGCCAAUCACCACCGCCGCGUUCAUCGCUGCCUCCUUCAGUUUUAACAUUGCACUGUGGCCAGUGUGGUCCUUCUUCACUCCUGUGAUUCUCUUCACUCAGUUUAUGGGAGUCGUGAUGAUAAUCUCACUACUUGGAUAAAGGCAAGAACACGUGCACAGAAAAUUAUAUUCCCAAUCUUGUGAAAUAACAGUGCUUUUUGCAGACCAUUUGGUUUUCGCUACGACUGAGCGUCUUUGUCUGCGCGUAUAUCUGAUGAUAUUGUCUUUGUGCUGUAUGAACUCUGCAGACUUUUCAUUUUCAGAAGACUAUGCCACAGAUCCCACUCCAGCCAUGUUUUCUCUUUUAUAUUCCAUUUUUUAAUCUUUGAAUUUGUAUGUAACUUAUUUUAGAUGUAUAUUUCCCCAUAAAAAUCUCCGUCUAACAAAAUAAUGCAAGUGAAUUAAUUGAAUUUUCAAAUAAAAAAAUCCAUUUCAAUCA